AUGGAGAUGACCGGAGUUCCCGUUGGGCUGAAUUCGCUGAUUUCUGCUAUAAAGUCUUCCGAUGAGAAGAUGGGCGGAGUGUUUUCUGAAAUGCGGAGGUCGACGUGGACGGAGCAGAGGUCGCUGCGUUGGGGGAAGCCCUGGUCCGUGGCUUUCACUGUGAGAUGGAACUGGUGGAGGGGCUGCAGGUCCAAUGGUUUGGCCACGGAGAUGGUGCCAGAGUUGGAGUCAAUGGAAAAGACGUUGCCGGUGUUUCCUAAAAAGAACGAAAAACGUGUUAGAUGGAUUGUGUGGGAAUCUAAGACAGAAGGAUAUUUACAGACCCACAACUAA
Molecule: messenger RNA, 333 nt
Organism: Knipowitschia caucasica
Lineage: Eukaryota; Metazoa; Chordata; Actinopteri; Gobiiformes; Gobiidae
Source: the annotation of a GenBank genome assembly